Messenger RNA from Exophiala viscosa, 649 nucleotides. RefSeq lists its product as uncharacterized. The transcript has a single exon. NCBI's taxonomy places the organism in Eukaryota, Fungi, Ascomycota, Eurotiomycetes, Chaetothyriales, Herpotrichiellaceae. Bases 123 to 617 code for a protein of 164 amino acids. The record is from RefSeq and is a predicted model, not a curated record.
AGACUAUCCGCUCGAAUGAUGGUCAACUGGAUGGUGAGAUGCAGCGAGAACGUCUUUGUCCGGAAAUGCGGCACUGAAGAACACGAGUCUCUUCCUUGCUGUUCUCCCUGCAUGUUUGGAGGAUGUCUUCUGCCGGGUGCUGUCACAGGAGGAUGCUCACUAGACGAUCAAGUAGCAUAUCUCCCACUGAAGUUUUGACAAAGCAGAGUAUUACAUCAACCCACAAAGUGAUUGUCUUUUCUGCUUUCCUGCUGAGUAGUCUGAAUCUGGAAGUGUUUUGGAGAGAAGAAGGGACCCUGCAUGAAGAAUACCGCAGAAAUCUUCUUGUUGCACGGUCAUUCUGUCCAGAUCCAUCUGCCCCUUUAUGGGUCGUCUUGUCUGUUGUUGCUUUCCACAAUGUCUGUGUUAGUGAUCCACUCAGUUAUCUUUUUCAGAUUGGUCAGAUCCUUAUUGUGUGUGACUGCCGGAGCGUCGUUAUCGACCCAAUCAAGCGAGCCCACGGAUUUCCCAAAAAGGUGGUGACGAAACUUCCCGGGCAGCAGCUUCCUUGUUUGGGCUAUGCUCGAUCCAUGCCGACUCUCCUCUGCAGCUGCGGAGGUGUGUUCCCACCCGGUUGAUCGUCGGAUGAGCACCGAAGUUUCACACUAUG